AUGGCUUCUUCUUCGACUUCAACCCCUAUCCCUCCAAAGAAAUAUGAUGUCUUCCUUAGUUUCAGAGGAGAAGACACUCGUCGUGGUUUUACCAGCCACCUCUAUGAUGCUUUGGAUCGGAAUAAAAAAAUCCUAACGUUCAUAGAUAAUGAUCUUGUGAGAGGAGAUGAAAUUUCAUCAUCACUUUCGAAAACAAUUGAAGAGUCCAAGCUUUCUGUGAUUAUUUUUUCUGAAAAUUAUGCAUCUUCAAAAUGGUGCUUAGAGGAGCUUGUACAGAUUCUUGAAUGUAGAAAAAAAUAUGGACAGAUAGUUGUUCCGGUUUUCUACUCGGUUGCUCCAUCUCAAGUUAGAAAUCAAACAGGAAGCUUUGGAGAUGCAUUUGAUAGACUAAUAAAGGAGAAAGCUUUGGCCAUGGACAAAGUGCAGAGCUUCAGAAGCACUUUAAAGGAUGCGGGCGGUCUAUCAGGGAGGCACUUAGGGGAGUUUGAGUUGGAGUCUGAAUUUGUCCAGAAAAUUGUGGGGGAUAUUUUGAAGAAAUUGUCAAAUAUGUCCUCAAGUCAGACUAAGGAUCUAGUUGGAAUUGACGCACGCCUUGCCAAAAUUGAGUCCUUGUUAAACGAGGAAUCGCAAGAUGUUUCCCUUGUAGGAAUAUGGGGAAUGGGUGGUAUUGGGAAGACAACGAUUGCUAAAGCUGUGUUGAGCAAAAUUCAGACUCAAUUUGACGGAACUUUUUUUGCAAACUUUAGGGAAGAAUUAAAAAGAUGUUCCAUGGUUGAUUUGGAAAGAAGCUUUCUUUCGCAACUAUUAGGCCAAGAAAUUCUGAACGGAAGUGAGCAAAUUGAAGGCAUAUCUCUUGACACAUCCAAAUUAUCGAGAGAGACGCACUUGGAAUCUGAUGCUUUUGCUGAGAUGUGUCGUCUUAGAUUUCUCCAAAUCUUUGAUGGCUAUCCCUUCACUAGAUUGCACCUUCCUUCUAGUGGUCUCGAUUGUCUUUCUGAUGAGUUGAGAUAUCUACGUUGGGAUGGAUUUCCUUCGAAAUCUUUGCCACAAAAUUUUUGUGCUGAAAACCUCGUUGAGCUUGAUUUUUCUUGGAGUAAGGUUGAAAAACUUUGGAGAGGAGUACAGGAUCUUGUAAAUUUAAGAAGAAUCGAACUCAGUGGGUGUGAAUGCUUGACGGAAUUGCCAGAUCUAUCAAAGGCCAACAAUUUAGAGUUUUUAGAUCUUGAAGGCUGUCAAAGUUUAACAGAGGUUCCGUCUUCCUUUCAAUGUCUUGAGAAGCUGGAAACACUCUAUCUCAAUGAAUGCUACAAUCUUAGAAGUCUCCCAACUAGGUUUGAUUCAACGGUGCUCAGCGAAUUGAGUAUGACUAAGUGUCUCGGUAUCAGUAAGUGUCCAGAGGUCAUUUCACAAAAUAUGAAAUCCUUAUCAGUAAGUGGAACUUCAGUAAGAGAUGUGGCUGGAUCAAUUACUAGUACGUUGGAAACAUUGAUUAUGGGGGGUUGCUCAAAUAUUUCCAAGUUUCCAGAGGGUUUACGGGAUAUAGAAGAAUUAGAUCUAAGUGGGACAGCUAUAGAAGAGGUGCCCUCCUCAAUCCAGUUUCUCACCAGACUGGACACAUUGUAUAUGAGGGGUUGCUCAAAACUAGAGAGCUUCCCAGAAACUACGGGGCCUAUAAAAUCUUUAGAUACUCUUGAUUUGGGUAAAACUGGUAUUAAACAGCUGCCCUCAUCAUUUAAAGCACGUGACUGUGCAUCACAAGAAACCGUCAAUUUAAGGAGUGGCUCAAUUAGUUUGGAUUUUUCAAAUUGCUUCAAAUUGGAUCAGAAAGCACUGUCAGCAGAUAUGCAUUUGAAAAUUCAGUCUGCAAAGAUGCGAUAUAUUGAAAUGAUUUUCCCGGGGAGUGAAAUUCCAGAAUGGUUUAGGGAUCAAGGAGUGGGGUCUUCUGUAACCAUACGGUUUCCCUUGAACUGUCAACAGCUCAAGGGAAUUGCUUUCUGCUUCGCCUUUCUAAUUCCCUCACAUGAUUUGAUUUACAAUUUCAUCAAAGGUGAACAUGCUCCCAUAAAAUUUGGUUGCCGUGUCAAAACUAAAAACGGCGAGCAUAAGGAGGCCCUCGCUGACCUGCCAAAUGGAUAUAUCACAAUUCCAUUUUACUCAGAUCACAAGUUCUUAAAGUACGAGGCCAUAGUAUCGGAAAAUCGAUUCAGUAAAUAUUCUGGCAAAGAAGUUACAUUUGAAUUCUACCCAAGAGUAUCGGAAUAUCACGAUCCGGUGAGGACGGAGGAGCAACUGGGUGAGAUCAAAAAGCUUUGCAAGGUGAAAAGGUGUGGGGUAUAUCUUCACUUUGAUGAAAAUCUACCUAGCAAGAAGCACUCUGAUGAGUAUUUGAGUGAAGAGGACUCAGUUGAUGAUGAGAUGGAAGGUUCAGCCAUUAAUUUCAAGUCCACUCCACUCCAGAUCUCUUACCACAUUGCAAGUGAUUCCUCAUUUUCAGAGACGGAGCGAUUUCCUUUUCUUAGAAACAUUGUGCUCGAUCAUGGCACCGUGCAUGAGGAGAUAAAUCUUAAUUGGAUGCUUAUGAGAGCUGGUGAUCAACGUAAAGAUACCGUGCGUUGCAUGCUUAUGAGAGCUGGUCUAAUAACCCCACCACCGAUGCUUGUGAUGGGACAGAAAAAAGGACCAUCUGGCAUACCUUCAACAACUCAUGAUGCUCUACGCAAACAAGAUGUGUAUUCCCGUUUAUUUUCGUUUGUUAGGGUUUCGCAAGAGAAGCGCAUUAACUCUUUUAUGGCAUAUUUAUACAUAAGCAAUGAUGGGCAUGAUAGGUUGUACGUCUUUAAUUGCCAUUUUCCUUGCCUUUCUGAACUUGCAUUUUCCAUUUCUCAUGUCACUGCAAAGAUAACUGUUAAAACGGCCAAAUGGAUGACUCCUUAUGUUGCAGACAUCCAAAAGUUUGGGAAUGUGAAGCACGUGCCUCAGAUGAAGAAAAUAGUGAUAUUGCAGAGGUUUGAAUACGGCAAAGCUACUGAUGAUCAAACUUAUGCAGAAGUAGGAAGUCAUGUGGAAGUAAGAAGUGAGAACUCUGAUGCAAAGAGGAAAACAGUUUUUUACGUGAUGGAUGAGGCAGAUUUAGAGUGGCUGAGGAGAAGUAUGGUGGCCAUUAUAUCAGGAAGUGUAGACUAUGGCUGCUUACAAUCUGAUUUGAAGGGUAUUGGCCUGGACCCUUUUCAAUUGCGAUUCCUUGGAGGUUCAUAA
Dovyalis caffra is the source of this 3255-nucleotide messenger RNA. NCBI's taxonomy places the organism in Eukaryota, Viridiplantae, Streptophyta, Magnoliopsida, Malpighiales, Salicaceae. The record is from the annotation of a GenBank genome assembly.